Molecule: messenger RNA, 552 nt
Organism: Manihot esculenta (cassava)
Lineage: Eukaryota; Viridiplantae; Streptophyta; Magnoliopsida; Malpighiales; Euphorbiaceae
Product: ubiquitin C-terminal hydrolase 12
Exons: 4
Coding region: 1-552 (183 amino acids)
Molecular function (GO): protein binding
Source: RefSeq, a predicted model, not a curated record
AUGCCACCUGCUCAUUACACAUUAAAGAUUGAGUCAUUCUCACGAUUUUGUGAGCUACUUGAGAAGACUGGACUUGUGAAGUAUGAAUCUGAUGCUUUUGCAUCUGCCGGCUACAACUGGAAAUUGGUGUUGUAUCCUUCUGGAAAUGUGAAAAGAGAUGGAAGUGAUCACAUUUCUCUCUACUUGGCAAUUGCUGAGCCAAAUGCAAUUCCUCCUGGAUCCCAGGUUGAUGUGAUCCUCAAAUUCUUUGUUUUUGACCACUUAAGAGAUGAGUACUUAACAAUUCCAGGCUCUAGGAUUUAUUAUUCUACAGAUGAUAACAUGAGGCGUUACCAUUCUUUAAAGACUGAAAAUGGUUUUGACCAACUGAUCUCACUCAAGAUGUUCAAUGACUCUUCUAAUGGAUAUCCUUUUGAUGAUUGCUGUGCUUUAGGAGCAGAGGUUCAUGUUAUUAAAUAUGAAGAGAAGCAAGUUUGUGAUUAUCAAUCUAAGUUGGAGAAUUUAAAUGAGAACUUCUGCAAAGUUGGUGGUUACAUGAAGAGGAUAAUCUAA